Carya illinoinensis is the source of this 4292-nucleotide messenger RNA. Its product is annotated as SUPPRESSOR OF ABI3-5-like. Gene Ontology annotation, cellular component: nucleus. Gene Ontology annotation, molecular function: RNA binding. Lineage: Eukaryota; Viridiplantae; Streptophyta; Magnoliopsida; Fagales; Juglandaceae. Bases 1144 to 4002 code for a protein of 952 amino acids. Gene Ontology annotation, biological process: mRNA splicing, via spliceosome. The transcript has 15 exons. The record is from RefSeq and is a predicted model, not a curated record.
GUACAGCGUGAGUUUGGGGGCCUAAGUCAAAUGUACAGAGUUCUGUGCCUGAGACAAUAAAAUCCUUAAGAAGAACAGCGAAAUCAAGAAGGGGAAGGACGACAAGAAGAAGAAGGAUAAUACAGACGAGCCCGGAUCAGAACGGAUCCGACCCACAUCCGCAGGUCCUCCUGACUGAUAGCCUUCUGUGCAUUACUUUGGACAAUAUUCAUUUAGCUGAUGGUUUCUACAAUCAAGAUCCUCCCCUGUUUUGUGUGUUAAGAGAAUUGGAAGAUGGGUCUUACUGAAUUUGUGGAAAGGGUUUGAUUUUGAGGAUUCCAGUUAUGAAAGAGGGGCCAAGGUCAAGUCAUGGGAGUUAUUGGUUCUUGGUUCAUCAUGGCAUAACUGUUUCUGUUUGUGCAUAUAUUACAGGAGAGGUAUUCAUACUGCUCCUGAACCUUCUGAACGACCUUCAAGAGCCUUGUAGGGCCGUAACGCAGACGGGUAUUGCUUGCGAGAAAUGGAUCCUGGUCGCUAUGGUCUGCAUCGAGGAUGGGAUAAUAACAGCGUAAUUGUGGUUUCCUCCUUAAUAAUCACCUAUAUGGGAUGAUAAAACAAGAAAUUUUAGGGCACAUGUGAUUGUCCAUUUUUUUUUACGGCAUCUCAUCCCUAAAGAAAAACGAGAGAAAGCUGUGGGGCAUUGAGGAUAUGGACUGGAUUUGCCUAAGCUCGUACCAUGAUUGAUUAUUUGUGGCUGACAUAGGUUAUUCUCUUGAAUUCACAGGCUCUGGAGGGUUAUGGUGCAGUACAUGAGCCAAACUUCCGGUGAGUGCUGAGUUGCUUAUCAUCAUCACAGGGGUAUUUUAGUAUUCUUGGGUUUAAGUGUCGAUGGAAAUUAUAUGGAUUGAGAAGCUGAUGGUAUAGCUUUAUUGGGUUGGUGCUUCCUAUGAUGAAAGGAGGUUUUUAGAUGAAAGAUUCUCAAGAGAAAAUGUUUACCCGAGAAAUGCCUUCCAUCGUGAAGUAUUGGACAGGGAGAACUAUCCACCACCACCUCCUGCAAUUGGUCUUUGGCCACAAUCAAGGAGGAGAAGUUAUGAAGAGGAAUAUCCUCUUGAUAGGGAAUCUAGGCGACAUGAAAAAUCGUACAUUAGUUCAUACCAUGAGAUGGAUACCUUUCGUGAUCGAGACAUUGAUACCAUUCAAGAGUUUGAUGAGUUUGGGGAUGGGUAUCACAAUGUUGACAACUCUCGUGAUCAUGGAUUUGGAAGGCCUGCAAGGUUUGAGGGACGUGAUCGUGAUGAUUAUGCUUAUGAUGAUUAUGAUCGUAGGUCCCGCUUGUCCCAUCAAAGUAGGGAGGAUAGCCGUGAUAGGGACUAUGACCAUGGUCGUCAUGGUUAUGAUUCCGAUUAUGAUAGAAGUAGUAGGAGAGAUGGAAAUUGGAGGCGGCGUGGAUCCCGUGAUAAGAGAUGCCCAAGUCGGGAACGAGAUCAGAGUCCACAUAGAAGGCAUGAGCGCUCUUGGUCUCGGGGGCAUGAUGAUCGCCCUAGAUCAAGGUCCCCUCGAGCACGAAGCCAUAGUCGAACUCAUCGCGAGGACAGCUAUGAUGAUGAUCGACAUGAGAGGAUGGAUAAGCGAAGGGAGCGUGAAGAGAAGCGUCAUCGUGAGCAAUAUUCUGUGGCCCCAUCUGCCACUGUUGUUGUGAAGGGCCUGUCACAGAAGACAACUGAGGAAGAUUUGUACCAGAUCCUUGCUGAAUGGGGACCCCUUCGUCAUGUUCGUGUGAUCAAAGAGCGAAACUCUGGGAUCUCUCGUGGAUUUGCUUUUAUUGAUUUUCCUUCUGUGGGAGCAGCUCGUGCAAUGAUGGACAAGAUUGGAGAUGAUGGUCUUGUUGUGGAUGGAAGGAAGCUGUUUUUUGAGUAUAGUAGUAAGCCAACUGGUGGGGCAGGUGGACCAUUUGGUCAAGAGAAUGCUUUGAAAUCAGGCCACUUUAACCAUAGAAGCAUUACGGUACCAUCUGAUUGGAUGUGCAACUCUUGUGGCUGUGUCAAUUUUGCUCGGCGAACGUCUUGCUUCCAGUGUAACGAGCCACGUACAGAUGAUGCUCUCCCAGCAGAUAUUGCUUUAUCAAAUCCAGCACCCAUAGGAAAGAAAGGAUUGGAGGCAGGUCCUACUCAUGUUUUGGUGGUUCGAGGAUUGGAUGAAAAUGCUGACGAGGAAAUGCUUCGUUAUGAAUUUUCCAAACAUGCUCCAAUUAAGGACCUUCGUCUUGUCAGAGACAAAUUUACUCAUGUCUCAAGGGGAUUUGCAUUCUUACAUUUUCAUUCGGUGGAGGAUGCAACCAAAGCUCUUGAAGCAACGAAUGGAAUGACACUUGAAAAAAAUGGGCAGAUCUUGAGGGUUGCAUAUGCAAAAAGCAUCCUUGGUCCAGGAUCAGGCACAUCAGGACCUUCCCAAUCAAGCAGCCUUGCUGCUGCCGCAAUUGAGGCAGCAACAUUUGCUCAGCAGUAUGAUGCUGUUGGAUGGGCACCAAAAGAGUAUAACCCGGAUGACAAACAACCAGCCAGCAGGCAGGAACAAAUUGAUGGGAAGGUUCAAGUUCAAAAUGACAGUUCAGCUCCACAAGCUGGAUUUGUGUGGGAUGAGGCAUCUGGUUAUUACUAUGAUGCUGCGUCUGGGUUUUACUAUGAUGGAAAUACAGGUCUCUAUUAUGAUGGUAACAGUGGAAUUUGGUAUACAUAUGACGAACAAACUCAUCAAUACAUCCCUUGCACUGAUCAGAAUGACAACAAAACAUCUGGUGACCAAUCUGAGCCCCCCAAGGCAUCAGAUGGUUCCAGUAAUAGAAAAGUGGUUAUCUCUGCACCAGCUACUACGUCAGUUGAGAAGACUGCCUCAUUGCCAGAUGCAGUACAGGCUGCAGCAACAGCAGCAAUAGCUGCAGAGAAGAAAGAGAAAGAGAAAUCAAAAGAGAUAAAACUUGCUUCAAGGAGCAGCAUUCUGGCAACUAAGAAGAAAAUGAAUAAUGUAUUGUCUCUCUGGAAGCAGAGGAGUCAUGAAGGGCAAGCAACUCGUGUGGCUCUUGAUGAGAGUCAACUAUCUGGGUCAGCUGAUGACAGACCCUUUUCUGUUGGACAGUCCACAAAAAGCAAGUAUAAGACUGAUCCAUCGUCCAUAAAAGAUAAUUCCAUGUCCAGUUCAGGAGCUUCCAACAUUGUCUCUGCGGCCCAGGCUGUUGGUUUGGAGUCUCCAGUCAAGCCUAGACCUGUGAGUAACAGCUUAGGGGGGACUGUGAUGGGGGUCAUUAGAGGUUCUGGAAGAGCUACAGUUAGAUCAGAAUCUACGUAUUCAGGAUUAUCUGGUGGUGUUUCCCCUUCAACUGUUGCUACAAGUGCUGUUGGUUUUCCUUUAUCAACAAAUGCAGAUAUUUCUACAGCUGUAACUCCAUUUAAAACGGAUGCAUCUGCGUUGGGUACCUAUGCACCACCUGCGGCUAUUGGGGGUGGCAAGAGGAGGUUUUCUGAAAUGCCACUCAAUCCAGCUUCUACAUAUAAGGAGCAACCUCAAACUACCUAUAGGGAUCGUGCAGCGGAGCGAAGGAGCUUGUAUGGAUCAUCUUCUGUUGGGGAGGAUUCAUCUGACUUGGGAUUUGAUGAUUCAAAUCGAGAUAUUGCAUCAAGGAAGGGUUCUAUGGAUUCAAUGCCUUUUCCCCCCGGUGUUGGUGGAGGACGUGUAUUCGGAGAUGCUAAUGUUAAUAGUUAUGAGGUCAUUACUGCAGACAAAGCAAUUGAUGAAAGCAACGUGGGUAACAGGAUGCUCCGCAGCAUGGGCUGGCAUGAAGGCUCGGGAUUAGGGAAGGAUGGAAGCGGAAUGGUAGAGCCAGUCCAGGCGCAAGCCGUGGAAAGUAGAGCAGGACUUGGGAGUCAGCAGAAGAAGCUUGAUCCUCUCCUUGAGGUGCAGGCUGGAGAUAGUUACAAAACCCUACUUCAUAAGAAGGCACUUGCCAGGUUUCGGGAGAUGUCGUAGAUAGAUAGAUGUGGGGCAAUUGAAGCUGCUCCUGGUUUGCAGGGAACUGACAAUAAAAAAAAAUUUAAAAAAAAAAAAGAAAAGAAAAAAGCGAGGGAAGCUAGUGUCAAGACAAGACCUUGAAAAACUGGUAGUAGAAAAUGUAGUGUGCCUUGUAGAGAGGCGAUUUGGUCGUGCAAUAUUGGUUGAAGGUGUAUCUUGAGACUCAUUUUCUAUUGUCUAUUGUAAAAACUAGCUUUUCAAGCCUUGAAAAGUUACUGGUAUUAUUGAAAGCUAUGAAAUUUUGAUUA